Coregonus sp. 'balchen' is the source of this 8173-nucleotide messenger RNA. The record is from the annotation of a GenBank genome assembly. Lineage: Eukaryota; Metazoa; Chordata; Actinopteri; Salmoniformes; Salmonidae.
AUGGCGGACGAAAAGAAAGAAAGUUACCGAACUAAACGAGUUUUCGUCAACAAUAUUGAACAAUAUUCAUCUAAAUGUAUCGCAAAGGUAAAGUAGCAAAAAUAUCUUUGUAUCGGCGUUUGAUGUGGUGAAAUAUUACAUAAUGUAGCUGACAAUGUUUUUGUUUACACUUUUUGCGACUGUGUAUAGUUUCUGUCAACCUGCAUAGUUGGCGGCUCCUUGGAGGAGGCAGAAGAGGAUGGUCCCCCUGCGGAUGAGCUUACACUGCAAGAUGGGACUUUUCAAAUUGUUGGAACUAUCUCUAACAACGACGGGGAAAACCCCAGUUUUGCAUUAGAAUGUUAUACAGUGAGUAUACUUAAUAACCCACUAUAAACUGGGUGGUUCCAGCCCUGAAUGCUGAUUGUCACGGGGUAUGACAAAACAUUUAUUUUUAAACAUUUAUUUUUAAACUGCUCUUAUUACGUUGGUAACCAGUUUACAAUAGCAUAAGGCACCUCAGGGGUUUGUGGUAUAUGGCCUUCGGAAAGUAUUCAGACCCCUUGACGUUUCCACAUUUUGUUAGGUUGGAGCCUUAUUCUACCGCAUAAUGACAAACAAAAGCAGGUUUUUAUAAAUGUUUGCUAAUUUAUAAAAAUAAAUAAAUAAUGGAAAUAUCACAUUUACAUAAGUAUUCAGACCCUUUACUCAGUACUAUGUUGGAGCACCUUUGGCAGUGAUUACAGCCUCAAGUCUUCUUUGGUAUGACGCUACAAGCCUGUCACACCUGUAUUUGGGGAUUUUCUCCCAUUCUUCUCAUCAGAUCCUCUCAAGCUCUGUCAGGUUGGAUGGGGAGCGUUGCUGCCCAGCUAUUUUCAGUUCUCUUCAGAGAUGUUCGAUCGGGUUCAAGUCCGGGCUCUGGCUGGGCCACUCAAGGACAUUCAGAGACAUGCCCCGAAACCACUCUUGGCUUAGGGUUGUUAUCCUGUUGGAAGGUGAACCUUCACCCAAGUCUGAGGUCCUGAACGCUCUGGAGCAGGUUUUCAUCAAGGAUCUCUCUGUACUUUGCUUUGUUCAUCUUUCCCUCGAUCCUGACUAGUCUCCCAGUCCCUGCCGCUGAAAAACAUCCCCACAGCAUGAUGCUGCCACCACCAUGCUUCACCGUAGGGAUGGUGCCAGGUUUCCUCCAGAUGUAAAUGUGCAACCAGAGGAAAAAAAACUCUAGACCACCUUUACUCCACACACAGAGACGCAUACAAAGCUCUCCCUCGCCCUCCAUUUGGCAAAUAUGACCAUAAUUCUAUCCUCCUGAUUCCUGCUUACAAAAUCUAAAGCAGGAAGCACCAGUGACUCGGUCAAUAAAGAAGUGGUCAGAUGACGCAGAUGCUAAGCUACAGGACUGUUUUGCUAGCACAGACUGGAAUAUGUUCCAGGAUUCUUCCGAUGGCAUUAAGGAGUACACCACAUCAGUCACUGGCUUCAUCAAUAAGUGCAUCAAUGACGUCGUCCCCACAGUGACCGUACGUACAUACCCCAACCAGAAGCUAUGGAUUACAGGCAACAUCUGCACUGAGCUAAAGGGUAGAGCUGCCGCUUUCAAGGAGCGGGACUCUAACCUGGACACUUAUAAGAAAUCCCGCUAUACCCUCCGACGAACCAUCAAACAGGCAAAGCGUAAAUACAGAACUAAGAUUGAAUCGUACUACACUGGCUCCGACGCUCGUCGGAUGUGGCCGGGCUUGCAAACUAUUACAGACUACAAAGGGAAUCACAGCCACAAGCUGCCCAGUGACACGAGCCGACCAGACGAGCUAAAUUACUUCUAUGCUCGCUUUGAGGCAAGCAACACUGAAGCAUGCAUGAGAGCACCAGCUGUUCCGGACGACUGUGUGAUCACGCUCUCCGUAGCCGAUGUGAGUAAGACUUUUAAACAGGUCAACAUUCACAAGGCCGCAGGGCCAGACAGAUUACCAGGACAUGUGCUGUACUCCGAGCAUGCACUGACCAACUUGCAAGUGUCUUCACUGACAUUUUCAACCUGUCUCUGACUGAGUCUGUAAUACCAACAUGUUUCAAGCAGACCACCAUAGUCCCUGUGCUCAAGAACAUUAAGGUAACCUGCCUAAAUGACUACAGACCCCUAGCACUCACGUCUGUAGCCAUGAAGUGCUUUGAAAGGCUGGUCACCAACAAACUAUCACGGUCCAAACAUUUUCAUUUACGUCAUUUAGCAGACGCUCUUAUCCAGAGCGACUUACAGUUAGUGAGUGCAUACAUUUUUUUUUUUCAUACUGGCCCCCCGUGGGAAACGAACCCACAACCCUGGCGUUGCAAACGCCAUGCUCUACCAACUGAGCUACAUCCCUGCCGGCCAUUCCCUCCCCUACCCUGGACGACACUGGGCCAAUUGUGCGCCUCCCCAUGGGUCUCCCGGUCGCGGCCGGCUAUGACAGAGCCUGGAUUCGAACCAGGAUCUCUAGUGGCACAGCUUGCACUGCCUUAGACCACUGCGCCACUCGGGAGGCAUCAUCUAUCAUCUAUCAGCUACACACCAAGACAGUCGUGAAGAGGGCACGACAAAGCCUAUUCCCCCUCAGGAGACUGAAAAGAUUUGGCAUGGGUUCUACAGCUGCACGAUCGAGAACAUCCUGACUGGUUGCAUCACUGCUUGGAAUGGCAACUGCUCGGCCUCCGACCGCAUACGGCCCAGUACAUCACUGGGGCCAAGCUUCCUGCCAUCCAGGACCUUUAUACCAGGCGGUGUCAGAGGAAGGCCCUAGAAAUUGUCAAAGACUCCAGCCACCCAAGUCAUAGACUGUUCUCUCUGCUACUUCACGGCAAGCGGUACCGGAGCGCAAAGUCUAGGUCCAAAAUGCUUCUUAACAGCUUCUACUCCCAAGCCAUAAGACUCCUGAACAGCUAAUCAAAUGGCUACCUGGACUAUUUGCAUCCCCCCCCCCCCCCCCCCCCCCCCCCCCUCGCUGCUGUUAAUUUACUGCUGCUCUUUAAUUAUUUAUUCUAUUUUUUUUUUUUUUUUUAUCAUCUAUUUUUUACUUAACACUUAUUUUUCUUAAAACUGCAUUGUUGGUUAAGGGCUUGUAAGCAUUUCACUGUAAGGUCUACACCUGUUGUAUUCGGCGCAUGUGGCAAAUACAAUUUGAUUUGAUAUGAUAUAAUCAACAAGGCAUGCAAUUUUCAUCUACGACUGUCAUUGACAUCUUUCCAUUUCCAUUCCAGUCACAGAACCGAGAUCAGCUCCUGCCAAGGCUAUUGGAAUGUGAUGUGGUGGUUUACAAUAUCUCUGAAAAUGCAACAGCAGAGCUGAUAGAUGAGGCAACUUGGGCCAUUUCAGGUGGGCUAUGGACCAGUGUUGGAUGAAACCGUCAUGAUACAUUCACUCUCAGAUAGGGCUGUCAGAGUUAAUCAGUUAACUUUUUGCAAUUUUAGUGCACUCAUUCUUUUUUAUUGUGAUUAAGCGCAUUGUCUGAAGGCGUUGAAAAUACACUGGAAAAAUCCAAAAUACAUCAUCUAUACAGCUAAAAACAACAAUGCAAUGUCAAAACAAGUUGACAUUGAGGUUAAAAGUGAGCUUUAUCAAUUUGCCGGAUUUUACAAACCAUUACUUUGGACAAAAUAAAGAUGUCAAUAUUCUUGUAAUGUAUUUUGUAUUUUAAAAACAUCUUAAAUUACAGCUCAAUUUGAGCAAAUUCAGAAUGUGAUUAAUUGUGAUUAAUCACAGCAAUUCCUGCGAUUAACUAGAUGUUAUUUUUGACGUUUGACAGCCCUACUCAGACUGUCAUAUUGUCUCACUGGACCUUUUUGAGUUACUUUGCAUAUACUGCAUGACCUCUAGCCUACUGCACCUACAGUAAGAUGAUGCCUCCUCUUCCUUUAUGCUACAGCUCUUCACUCAGAUAUUGAGAGUUUUGCGUCUCAGAAGGUAUUCAUUUUGAUAUCGUCAGUCAUGACCUGGGCAAUGAGCAAGCCAGCCGAUCCUGUAAGUUUCUAUUCCAAUUCUUAUGUAGCCUAAUCACUAUGUAAUGAAUGUGUCAAUUCACUUUUCUGAAUAUUCCUCAUAUCUUUUCUGUCCUUAGAAUGACCCAGAGAUUCCUCUGACAGAGGACGACUACAGGAGGAAAAGACAUCAUCCUAACUUCAAGGAGCACGCCAACGCAGAGAAAACGGUGCUCAAGCUGGGCAAAACUGUAAGUGUACUGGGCAGGGCAAAUGUCAGCAACAACAAAACAAAAACAACGGCAAAAACAACAACUCUUUUUAUUGUCCAUCCAGAAAAAGUCCAAGCUGUCCAGUUAUGUUGUGGCAGCAGGUGUUCAGUAUGGAAUGGGGGAAAACCUCCUCCACUACUUCUUCAAGGUACAUCUGAACUAAUUAACUGAGACAUUAUUAUUCUAUGAAGGCUUCGAUGGAUGUUUUCUAUCUCACUCUUUCCUCUGGCUCCAAUCCUCAAGGCGUCUUGGUUGGGGGAGAUUGCAAGAGUUCCUGUUUUUGGGCCUGGCACAAAUGUUAUCCCUACCAUUCAUGUCAACGACCUUGCAGGGUUUGUAUUUUUCAAUGUGUCCAUUCCAUUGUCUUGAUGUUCUAUUAUUGCUUAUUUAAGGGUAUCUGCCAGAGUUUGGGUAAAAAUAAAUACUAAUUCUGUAAUAUUGUCUACUUCUGUCUACAAGGGUUAUUCAGAAUGUAAUCGACCACAAGCCAAAUAUACAUUAUUUCAUCGCUGUGGAUGAUUCCAAUAACACUUUUGAGGAUAUUGUGAAGGUAAAUAGGUUAAGCCAGACAGACAUCUUGUUGAUCAUUUCAAGUUUAUUGGUAAAAUUGUUGCAUUUCUUUCUUUUUAAAUAGAUUUGUAGAUCUACAAAAUAGUUGGUGUUGUUUUCUGUAUCCCCCCUGCUAGAUAAUAAGCUUUGUGCUCGGUCCAGGGAAGAUCAAGAAAGUCCCCAAGGAGGAGGCCUACCUCACCAAUGCUCUUACGGUCUGUCUGUUUUGAUCCCCCACCUCAGGUUAAGGAAAGCUAAUUCAGAAAUGACCGUUGUCAGUUGGAGCAUAUCUUCACUAGCCUGGUCCCAGAUCUGUCUGUGCAGUCUUGGUUGACCAAUGGGAAAUUGGCAGAACAGCAGUAGGUCCGGGUCUGGUCAAUGUUGGAGCAUCAAUUUCACCUUGUUUUCCAGAACGCUGAUGUGGAUCACCUGAGUGUCAACCUGCGGAUAGAGCCAAUCUUUCUGAAGGAAACCUUCAACCUUCACUGGGUGUCGGAGGCUGGCAUCAUUGAUAACAUCAACGGCGUGGUGGAGGAAUACAAACUGUUGAGACUACUACUGGUGAGGGACCAGACCUACUACUGUAUGUUUACCUCUUCUGUUCUUAGCUAGGGUCUGAAUGGAUUUUCCCAGCACCAAUUUAGAAUGUGAACGUGUGUAUUGUCUCUUAUUGGAAGGAAAGCUACGUUACACAGCAAUACAGAGAAUGUGUACCAUGUUUAGGUUUAUAGAUAGAUUAUAGAUUAUAGAUAGUGUCAUUAUAUUAUUUUCUAUGAUAUUAUAUACUCAUAUUCAAGCCAUAAAUGGUUAAAAUAUUUAACAUGCUCUUUUGUUUUCCCAUCAGCCCAUCAGAAUCUGUCUCUUGGGGCCUCCAGCGGUGGGGAAGAGCACUGUGGCAGAGACACUGUGUAAACAUUACAAACUGCACCACAUCAAGCUCCAAGAGGUCAUUGAUGAGAAGAUGCAACAUCUGGUCAGUAAAAGCAAAGGCAUUACGCUUGUAUAGGCACUUCAUAUUUAUUCUCUCUUGUAAAAUAGGAAAUACCUCCCCCUUGUGGUAGUUCAAAAGAAAUGCACCCCUGUUAUUUUCUGAUAUUACAGGUCUCUCUGUACUAUACACUUACACUCUACAGUAUCAAUAGGUGUGGGAACCAUUUUGUAAAACAAUAUCUUACAAUAUAUUAAUUAAGGUAUUCAUUUGAGUUGCUCAUUAUAUGUCAGGAGGAGGCUGUGAAUGGGGCUGAGCAGGAGGGAGAGAGUGAAGAGGCGGUCAGUAACGCUCAGGACCAACUGGACUCUCUGAAGGACAGCAUGGAGCAAAAUGAAGGUGUGUUAAUAUUCCACAGUUGUUCCUGAAAGCUUGUUUGUAGAUGUCAUUUAGACUCCGCCCCUCAUCUCUAUCAUUUGUUCGAUUUCCAAUUAUGAAGAUGUUUCUUUUGUUACAUUGUUUUCAAAAAUUUCUGAAACAGUGUUAGUGAUUUCAUAAAUGUCAUCAUUAUUCUUGCAGGUCGCCUGAGCGACAGGCUUGUUUACCAUAUCAUGCGUGAUAAGCUGAACUCCAACGCCUUGCAGGAACCAUGGCUUCGUCCUCGACGGCUUCCCCAAGUCCUACGAUCAGGCCAAGGAGAUCUUCUAUGGUUAACAUAAAUCAAAUUAACAUUAUUUACAAUUGAAACAUUGAAGAUAUUGCAAAAUAACCUUUUCAUUGGAACUAUUGUUUCCAAACUCCACACUGACCGUUGUCAUCCUGCUUGGUCUCUUAAACACUGAUGUUUUCCAGAUGAAGAUAUGGAACCGGAUUAUCCCAGGUCCAAAAUGCCUGCCUACAACAAGAAGAUCAUUCCUGGUAAGUAAUUGUUAAUAUAUAUGUUACACUGAAUUGCACAGUAUUGCAGGGCUAUUAUUGAUCCCCCGUCUGUCUGUUUUGCAGAGUUCAUUUUCUCCCUGGAGGCAUCUGAUGACUUCUUAAAGGAGCGGGUGCAGAACCUACCUGAGAGUGUGGCAGAGAAGAUGCGCUACUCUAAAGACGAGUACCUUAGCCGGCUGAAGAAAUAUAGAAAAGCCAACGUGGAAGAUGAAACGGUUCUGAACUACUUUGACGAGCUGGAGAUUCACCCAGAGCACAUUGGUAAGGCCGAAAAACUGGAGAUACUGAUUUACCAAAAGAGAAUAAUGCGAUGGAUAAGGUCAUUUUGAAACCCUAAUAUUCAACUUAAUUAUCAGAACCGGUGUAUAGUAAUUGUAGUAAAUAGUGAUUGAAUAGAACUUAACGCAUUGAGAGGAAGUCUGUCAGUCUUUCAUAGUCUGAUGUCUGUCUGUCAGAGGUGAACAAUGCCGUCGACCCUGAAUAUGGUGCUGUGAUGGAGAAGAUCACCAGGCUGGUGGGGCAUCCCAGGAACUACGGACCCACCCUGAGGAGAGAGAGGAGAUGGAGAGGAAGUCCGGAGAGGAGACAGCACAGCGCCUGGUACUGGAGACAGCAGACUGGAAGAGGAGGGAGGCUGAGACCGCUGCCAAGAUGGCCGCACAGCUAGAGGAGUGGGUAAGAGAAGGGCUGCAUCAGAAGUAGUAUGCCAUAAUGUGAAUAGGGUGCCAUUACAGGAAACAUCUCUCUCACAUUACUCAUUGAGAUUUGAUUCCAUUUUGGAAUCCUUAUAGGCUCAUCUCCAUAUUGCUUACCCCUAUCCAGUCCUCUCAGAUCUAUAAACUCUUAAAACCACUCUUUGUAUACCAUGGAAGAGUGGGCCACCAGCAACAACGUAAACCAUGGAGCUGUAGUUUUAGUUUAGCGGAGUUGUACGUACGUUGUGUGUGUGUGUGUGUGUGUGUGUGUGUGUCUCUAGAACCGUCACGUGACUGAGGUGAAGAGGCAGGAGCGUGAGCUGCUGGUGGCUCGCUCCGCCCCCUUGAGGAACUACCUGAUGAGUUACGUAAUGCCCUCUCUCACCGAGGGCAUGAUGGAGUGCUGCAAGGCCAAGCCAGACGACCCGGUAGACUUCCUGGUAAUGUUAUUAUUCCAUUUGUUUAGAUAUUUUUUUAUUUAAUAAACUUUAUUAAUCCCACAAAGAGAAAAUCAGACUUGUCACCAGCAAGGGACAUACAGAAACAAUAUACUGUACACUCAUACAUCAGAGACCAGUAGACAGAGCACUGAUGAGUGAAAUAACAUAGACCCAUGUCUUCCAUAGAAGCAAAUGGAUUCAAUAGGGUAGUAGCCUACUUCUACUCUUAAUAAUAUUAUAUAGGUUGGCACUUCAAGAAUAAAUGAAUGUGGAUUGUUGUCAGGUACCGAAGUAGCUAGGCCUACAGUAAAGAAGCGUUUUCAACCGAAUUGUCCUUUUUUGUUUCUUCUAAAUACUAUAUUUUGUGUUUAUCUAUUUCAGGCUGAAUAUCUCCUCCGGAACAAUUCACAAGAUUAG